AGGCGAAUAUGAAUAUGAACUCACUUUGCGGACGGAUCUUUAUACCAGCAAGUACACACAGUGGUACUACUUCAGAGUACAAAAUACUAGAAAAGAUGUAACUUAUCGCUUCACAAUUGUUAAUUUGAUGAAAGCCAAAAGUCUCUACAAUAUGGGGAUGAAGCCUCUCAUGUAUUCUCAGAAGGAUGCUCAGUCUCAGGGUAUUGGCUGGAGGAGGAUGGGUAGUGAUAUCAAGUAUUAUAAAUACAACACAGAAGAUGGCCAAACCCUCUAUUGCCUCACAUGGACAGUGUGUUUUCCUCACAGCUAUGACACAUGUUACUUUGCUCAAUUCUAUCCUUACACCUAUUCCGAUCUACAACGGUAUCUUUUGACUUUGGUAAGUAAUCCACUCUAUUCUCAGUAUUGCAAACUCCGCCCUCUGUGCAACAGUCUAGCUGGAAACACAGUGUACCUCCUCACUAUUACCAAUCCGUCCAAAAGUGCCAUUGGUGCUGCUGCUGCCGCAAAAAAAGCUAUUAUACUAAGUGCUAGAGUCCAUCCUGGGGAAACCAAUAGCUCAUGGGUGAUGAGAGGUUUCUUAGAUUUUAUCCUGAGUGAUGCCCCUGAUGCUCAGCUCCUCCGAGAUCUCUUCAUAUUCAAGGUUGUGCCCAUGCUGAACCCAGAUGGAGUAGUUGUGGGAAACUAUCGCUGUUCAUUGGCAGGAAGAGACCUGAACAGAAACUAUAGGACAGAGCUAAAGGAAUCUUUCCCCUGCAUUUGGUACACUCGGGCCAUGAUCAAGAGAGUCCUAGAGGAACGUGAAGUUCUGCUAUAUUGUGAUAUCCAUGGGCAUAGCCGAAAGAACAAUAUCUUCAUGUACGGCUGUAACAACAAAAAUGCACAAGAUCAGUUACUUCACGAGCGAAUCUUUCCUCUUAUGAUGAGCAAGAAUAUUCCUGAUAAGUUUUGUUUCAACAGCUGUAAAUUUCAAGUUCAGAAGUGUAAAGAAGGAACUGGACGGGUUGUGAUGUGGAGAAUGGGAAUACUGAAUAGUUACACUAUGGAAUCUACCUUCAGUGGAUCGACACUAG
Molecule: messenger RNA, 1073 nt
Organism: Python bivittatus (Burmese python)
Lineage: Eukaryota; Metazoa; Chordata; Lepidosauria; Squamata; Pythonidae
Source: RefSeq, a predicted model, not a curated record